This is a messenger RNA of Toxorhynchites rutilus septentrionalis, 501 nucleotides long. RefSeq lists its product as uncharacterized. The record is from RefSeq and is a predicted model, not a curated record. The transcript has 2 exons. The coding region runs from base 1 to 501 and encodes 166 amino acids. Lineage: Eukaryota; Metazoa; Arthropoda; Insecta; Diptera; Culicidae.
AUGCCCGGUAAUGAAUCGUCUACAAAAAUAACGGUGCUAGAUGCAAUUUUGAUGUUUAAUGAUGCCUGGCAUAAACUAUCACAAAGUACACUGAGAGAAUGUUUCAAACAUGCAAGAUUCAUUGAAAACCACGACGAGUUACCUGUUCAAAUAGCAGAACAUGAUUUUGAUGAAGAAGAUAACUUCCCUUUAUCUUUGUGCCCACGAAACCUAAAUUCAGAUUAUUUAGUAGCACCGGAAAUCUGGGAAGAUUAUGUUGACAUCGAUAGCGCUCUCCUCACAUCCGAAGAACCCACCGAUGAAAAUAUUGUACAGAACAUUAAUACUGAGGAACAACUCGAAAGUGAUGGGGAAGAGGAAGUCGAGGAAGAACCAUUACCUACCGCAGAAGAGGCAUUAAAGGCUGCAGAAUUAUUAUCACGAUUUGUUCAUAGCAAUAUUGAGAAUGAUAAAUUGAUCAUGGCGAUGUCUUCUAUACACAAUAAUAUAAGAGACUGUUAG